Molecule: messenger RNA, 2612 nt
Organism: Osmerus eperlanus (European smelt)
Lineage: Eukaryota; Metazoa; Chordata; Actinopteri; Osmeriformes; Osmeridae
Product: E3 ubiquitin-protein ligase pellino homolog 1
Exons: 7
Coding region: 355-1644 (429 amino acids)
Biological process (GO): regulation of Toll signaling pathway; protein K48-linked ubiquitination
Molecular function (GO): ubiquitin protein ligase activity; protein binding
Source: RefSeq, a predicted model, not a curated record
AGAGAGAGAGAGAGAGAGAGAGCGCGCAACCAGAGCACACAUGCUACUGACUCCGUGAUUGCUAGAUAAAGUAGUUUGAAUCUGAAUAGAACGCAAAUUAAUUGUCAGUUGAUAAUGCAUGCUGAACUAUUGGGACUUUAGGUCUGAACACGCAGGAGCUGUUUUAUGCUUUUUGUUAACCCCGGUGUUGGAUAGCCCUAGUUCUGUUUAGUGCGAAAAUCGGCAAGUCGAAACGAUGCUUUCAGCCUAUUAGGUAGAGUGUGGCGUGAAAAGCGACAGGAUGACUCGACUGUGAGGAGAGGAGACCGAGGACGUGUUCAUUGUGGGAGAGCCCUCCUUCCGACAGCAGCACCAAUGUUCUCCCCCGACCAAGAAAACAUCUCCACCACGACAGCCUCCACCAAAGUGCCAGUCAAAUAUGGGGAGCUCAUUGUUCUGGGGUACAAUGGCUCUCUACCCAACGGGGACAGAGGGAGGCGUAAAAGCCGUUUCUCUCUGUGCCGGAGACCAAAGGCCAAUGGCGUGAAACCCAGCACAGUGCACGUAGGCUGCACACCUCAGGCAGCCAAGGCCAUAAGCAACAAGGACCAGCACAGCAUCUCCUACACACUGUCCCGGGCUCAGACAGUGGUGGUGGAGUACACUCACGACAGCAAUACGGACAUGUUCCAGAUCGGGCGGUCGACGGAGAGCCCCAUAGACUUUGUGGUGACAGAUACGGUGCCUGGGGGCCAGAGCCACGGCGACAGCCAGUCGGUCCAGAGCACCAUCUCCCGCUUCGCCUGCCGCAUCAUCUGCCAGAGGAGCCCCCCGUACACGGCGCGCAUCUACGCCGCGGGCUUCGACUCGUCCAAGAACAUCUUCCUGGGGGAGAAGGCAGCUAAGUGGAGGAUGCAGGAAGGCCAGAUGGAUGGGCUGACAACCAAUGGCGUGCUAGUGAUGCACCCGCGCCAUGGCUUCACGCAGGACUCCAAACCAGGCCUGUGGCGAGAGAUCUCCGUCUGUGGCAACGUGUUCACUCUGAGGGAGACCAGAUCUGCACAGCAACGGGGCAAGAUGGUGGACAGCGAAUCCCAGGAGCUGGUGGACGGCUCCCUCAUCGACCUGUGCGGCGCCACCCUCCUGUGGCGCACGGCCGAGGGCCUCUCGCACACACCCACCGUCAAACACCUGGAGGCUCUGCGCCAGGAGCUGAACGCUGGUCGCCCCCAGUGCCCCGUGGGGUUCAACACGCUCGCCUUCCCCAGCCUGCGGCGCAAGGAGGUCCUGGACGAGAAGCAGCCAUGGGCCUACCUGCGCUGCGGCCACGUCCACGGCUACCACGGGUGGGGCGGCCACCGCGACGCCGAGGAGGAGGAGGCGGAGGAGGGUCGGGAGCGCGAGUGCCCCAUGUGCAGGACAAAAGGCCCCUACGUGCCCCUCUGGUUAGGCUGCGAGGCGGCUUUCUACUUGGACGCUGCACCGCCCACUCAUGCCUUCAGCCCCUGUGGCCACGUGUGCUCGGAGAAGACGGCAAGCUUCUGGAGCCAGAUCCCGCUGCCGCACGGCACACACACCUUCCACGCUGCCUGUCCAUUCUGCGUGCAGCAGCUGGCUGGAGAGAGCGGUUACAUCAGACUCAUCUUCCAAGGGCCCCUGGACUAGACGACUGGAAACCCCAUAUACUUCAAGGCUGUGAUUUGACUCCCUAACCAAGCUAUUGGUGGAAACCACCACAAGCUUUGAAAUUUCCGAAUUUUCUUAACUUAAAAUAUUUUGGAGAGCUUUGGAAUAUUUUUUGGCUUCUACUUACAAAUGAAGUGACCUUUCCAGCAGUGCUGUUACAUGUUUGAAUACAGUAUAACUAUAUUUUCACAACAUUAUAACAAUACAGAAAGCUACAGUACUAUACAGGCUCAAUUCUGAGGAAAACGUAAUUAGCAAUACAGUCUGAGGAUGAUUGUGGGACUUGAUGUUUGUUAGUGUAUUUCCAGUUAGAGCAGAGACUAGGCUACUUUGUAAUGCUAGCUGCUAGUUUUUGAAGUGAUAUUGGUGAAUGAUAAUGAAAAUGUUUCACAUAAGUAAUACAUUUUUGGGGUUGAGACAUGAAAGUGCUUGAUGUCUCCUGUUUUACAUGAAUUUCAACAAAGUAUCUUUACAUCAGAAUGUACUACUGUGCAUAGCCUACACAUACAGAGAAUGUUAUUCAAAUUAAAGUAACAUAGGCUUGCCAUCCAGGUAUUUUAUUCACGUUUGAAGGAGUGGUGUGUCAUAGGUGAAAGUGGAGUUAAACUUAAUGAUAAUGAUUACACUUAUAAAUGAGAAGAAAUAUUAAAUUAUCCAUUUGUGCCGCUGUUCAGAGCUGAUGUACAGUAUUUAUGUGUCCACAUUUUUUAUCUAAACUGUCACCUUUAUUUUAAUGAAGCUUACUUUAAGCUAUUCAGCUGUAUCAUGAGUGUUUUUUGACCAACUUGCAUUUAUAUUUGUAUCUUUUUUCCAUUUUAAUCAUGCUUUACCAUCUUCACACCCAGAUACCUUGAUGCAGGAUGUUGAGUAUUGAAACAGCCUACUAUUGCAGCUGUUGAGCAGGAUUGUGUACCAACUGGAAAUAAUAAAAGUUUUUUUCAAUUGUU